AUGAAUUAGAUGAAGAUUUCAAAGAUACUGAUAUUAAAAUGAAUUAUUCAAUUCGAUUAGCAACUGAUUUUAAAAGUAAAAAACUUCGAAUAAAUUUAAAUGUUCCAUUAAAAUCUGUUGAACAAAAAGAUAUCGAAGGUGUUCAUCGAACAAUCGAUGAAGAUCGUAAAAUGGUUAUUCAAGCUGCUAUUGUACGAAUAAUGAAAGCUCGACAAAUAUUAAAACAUGCAUUAUUAAUGCAAGAAGUUAUUCAACAAUUAAGUUCACGUUUUCGACCGAAAAUUCCUGUUAUUAAAAAAUGUAUUGAUAUAUUAAUUGAAAAAGAAUAUCUCGAACGUCAAUCGAAUGAAAAAGAUGUUUUACGUUAUUUAGCAUAA
Rotaria sordida is the source of this 377-nucleotide messenger RNA. NCBI's taxonomy places the organism in Eukaryota, Metazoa, Rotifera, Eurotatoria, Philodinida, Philodinidae. The record is from the annotation of a GenBank genome assembly.